Helianthus annuus (common sunflower) is the source of this 462-nucleotide messenger RNA. RefSeq lists its product as uncharacterized. Bases 1 to 462 code for a protein of 153 amino acids. The transcript has a single exon. NCBI's taxonomy places the organism in Eukaryota, Viridiplantae, Streptophyta, Magnoliopsida, Asterales, Asteraceae. The record is from RefSeq and is a predicted model, not a curated record.
AUGUUGAAAGUGUCGCCUUGGAAAGGUGUUGUGAGAUUUGGAAAAGGGGGAAAGCCGAGCCCGCGUUAUAUAGGUCAUUUCGAAAUCGCAUCUCCAGUUGGAUCAGUCGCGUAUACGCUGAAGCUGCCACAGGAGUUGAGUGGAGUUCAUGACGUGUUUCAUGUCUCCAAUUUGAAAAAGUGUCUGUCGGAUGAGACACUGAUUAUACCCCCUGGAGAGGUUCAUGUGGACGAUAAACUGAGAUUUAUCGAAGAACCAGUUGAGGUUCUACAUUGGAAAAUUCAGAAUCUUAGGACGAAAAGGAUUAAGUUGGUCAAGGUUCGCUGGGAUUCUAAACGUGGACCCAAGUUCACCUGGGAACGACAGGACCAAAUGCAACGUAAAUAUCCUCAUCUCUUCCCACCUAGUGCGAAAACGAAACCUGUGACACCCGGCUAUUUAGGCUGUACCGUACAAAUGUAA